Penicillium maclennaniae is the source of this 978-nucleotide messenger RNA. RefSeq lists its product as uncharacterized. Gene Ontology annotation, biological process: canonical NF-kappaB signal transduction. NCBI's taxonomy places the organism in Eukaryota, Fungi, Ascomycota, Eurotiomycetes, Eurotiales, Aspergillaceae. The coding region runs from base 1 to 978 and encodes 325 amino acids. The record is from RefSeq and is a predicted model, not a curated record. The transcript is spliced from 2 exons.
AUGGAGUCUCAAACCGAGGGCCUUGAUAAUCAAUCAGAAAGGUCCCCAAACAAAUCAAUCGACCCGAAGAAAGAAUACAAAUCAAACCAAGGCAAAGGCCGCUUCCGCUUCAAAAGCAGCUCGUCCCGCGACAAAGACCACUCUCGAAGCUCCCAUUCAUCCCGCUCAAAAAGACACCAUCGGAGUCACAGCCCAAGACACAGCUCCCGCCCCUCCAAAAGGCGCCACAGGGACCAUUCUCCGUGCCCAAAAGAUGAAAGCAACCCCGGCAUCUCUCCCAGCGUCGCAUUUCGCGAAUCUCUCUUCGAUGCGCUAGGCGAUGACGAAGGCGCUGCAUACUGGCAAAGCGUCUAUGGCCAACCGAUCCACACCUACGCCGUCCCAGAGGUCGAAGGACCCGAUGGGGAGUUGGAGCGUAUGGACGACGAGGAAUACGCUGCCUAUGUGCGCGCGAGGAUGUGGGAACGGACUCGCGAGGGUAUGCUGGAGGAACAGGAGAGACUGAGGGAGGAGAGGAGGAGGGCUAAGAUGAACGAGCAGCGGGGUCGGGGGAGGGAUGAGGAGAGAAGGGCCUUUGAGAAGGCCAUGGAGGACAGGGGAGCGGAGAGGAAGAAGAGAAAGGUUUGGGAAGAGGCCUGGAAGGCUUAUUUGGCUAGUUGGGAGGAGAUCGCGAGGGUUGUCAAGGGCUCUGAGGCUUCUGAGUCUAAGGAUGCUUCAGUGAAGCCGUUGAGGAAUCUUUUAUUCUGGCCUGUUGAGUCUGGCAAACGUCGGGAUGUGAAUCCUGGUUCUGUUCAGGACUUUAUGCGCCAUGUGCCUGGCGGGGAUCUUUCGGCGACGCUUAAGGUUGAGCGUGUGCGUUGGCAUCCGGAUAAGAUGCAGCAUCGGUACGGUGCUCUGGGCAUUGAUGAGGUGGUUUUGCGAAGUGUGACCGAGGUGUUUCAGAUUAUCGAUCGCAUGUGGAACGAAGAGCGGCGGUGA